Messenger RNA from Cladocopium goreaui, 1728 nucleotides. Lineage: Eukaryota; Dinophyceae; Suessiales; Symbiodiniaceae. The record is from the annotation of a GenBank genome assembly.
GUCUUGUUUCCAGCUCUGCAAAAAUUGAAGGACACCCCGCAGUGGAAGUUGCCGCAUCUCGAGCCCAUUCAGGAGGAAAUCACCAAGUUGUUUGAAAAGGUUGCUGCCCCUGUUGAAGACCAAUACAUCUACACUGCUAGCGUGGAGGUGAAAAGGUUGUUGGGUUUCAUCAAACGUCGGGCUUCACGCAAAGAAGUCACCAAGGAUCGCAAAUUCCAUGAGCUCCUUUUGACCCUUGAUCCAUCACUGAAGGACUACAUUGACAAGUACAUGACCGGUGACAGCGCUUCAAGCGUUGAUCAUGCUGAUGAUGUCGAGGAUGAUGAUGGUGAAGCCAAGGAAGAUUUUGAUGAUUUCAAGCGUUGGCUUGACAACCGUGGUGAGUGUGCUUCCAAGGGCAAUGAUGCUGAGAAGGUGGUGGCUGCUCCUCCUCCCCCUAGUGAACCCAAACGUGAAGUUUGCAAGGUGAACUGGAUCUGUGAGCUUUGCAAGAGUGACGCCACAAAGUGCAAUUGCAAAGCCGUCCUUGCGGAGCUCAAGGAGAAGAUCGCAAAGCGGAAGGAAGAACUCCGGCUGAAGUCCCAGCAGUCAGCUGCGACAUCAGAGGGUGAGCCGGAUUCAGUGGAUGUCAGCCAACAGCCUUUGUCACGUGGUAGCGGAAGCCAUUUGGACAACAUGGAUACCCUACCUUUGGUGGAAGGUAGCAUGCCAGCGCCUUCUCCCCACAUGGAUGUGACUGAUGAUGCAGCUGAUGAGAUUCCACCUACUCAGCCCCGGGAACCGUUCAUGCUUGCCAAGCCAGCCCGUGUCUUGACCCGUCGUGACCAGCUCGCCGCGAAGAAGAACAAGAUUGAGGCAGAGGGUGACCAGAACAUGGAAGAGGGUGAUGGUGAGGAUGAGGGGGAGGAAGAGGGGGCCGUGCCAGUGCUGAAGAGGCCAGCAAGCAAGCGUCAGGCUGCUGCCUCGAAGGCCGCGUCCAAGCCCAGGGCAAAGGCUGCUGGAAAGGCCAAGGCCAAGGCUUCCCCCAAAGCCAAGGCCAAAGCAAAGGCGAAAGCUACCCCCAAGAGGAGAGCAAGGAGAUCAAAGAAGGAUGAGGAGGUGGAAAAUGGGAAUGGGGAGGACGCACCCAAGACUCCAGAGGUGAAGGAGCUUGUGGAUGAAGAGGGUGAUGUAAUCCCACAGUCCCCAAAGGAUGUCAAGGAUGCCAAUGUGGAGCCUAAGAAGGCACCUCGGAAGAAGAGAGCUUGCAAACCUGCUGAUGGUGAGGAGCCUGCUGAUGCUGCCGAGUGUCCAAAGUCAGCGCCGAAGAAGCGUGCAAAGAAAUCCAAGAAGGAUGCAGUUCCUCAGCAUGCCACGGUGCAAGAGCUGCUGGAUGACUCUGUGAAAGGAGUGGUCUUGAAAGCCCUCAAGGAGAGCAAGUCUUUGACCGUGGAGGACCUUAAGACCUACCUGAACAGCAACAAAGAUUCCAUGAAGUCUCAGAAGGUUGCUUUGAACACCUACUGGAGCAAAACCAGCUCCGCUGUUCGCAUGCUUCAGGAGCCUGGGAAGCCUGAAUCUUCGCGCUUCUCUUUCAAAACUGGGACAUGGAACACCCGUAUGUGUGCAGCCUUCAUGUGUUCGUCUUUGAUGGUUCCCAAGCUUUGCUUUAGUAAGAUUGAUUUAUUUGAUUUGUUUUUGGUACUUUCCUUGGGUUUCCUAUACCCCACAUUGGUCCUUCAAUAUUAA